Spodoptera litura is the source of this 1421-nucleotide messenger RNA. Its product is annotated as alpha-ketoglutarate-dependent dioxygenase alkB homolog 4. The record is from RefSeq and is a predicted model, not a curated record. Gene Ontology annotation, molecular function: demethylase activity; oxidoreductase activity. Gene Ontology annotation, biological process: demethylation. Lineage: Eukaryota; Metazoa; Arthropoda; Insecta; Lepidoptera; Noctuidae.
UCAAAGUCAGUCUUGCUAGGUCGCCACGGAGUAUCGUAAAUUCGUGAAAUCAAUCGAAUGGUUUUAUAAAUUCGAUCAUCGAUUGUUUGUAUUAACAAUCAUUGUGAAACAAUGACCAAGCCUCGGCCAUGUGGUUGUAAAGGUUGUAGAACAUGUUUAAUUUGUGAAACACAAUAUGGAGCUGAAAACUUGAAGCUACAGCUGGAAUUGGAUAAGAGUAAAGGUUAUGUUUAUUGUCCUUUUUGUAAUAAAGCCUGGAGAGGCUGGGACUUGAACUCUUACAAACAACAUCCCAAUCAUGAAGGCGACUCUAUAGAAUAUCCUGGUGUGUACAUCCAAUUGAAUUUCAUAUCGGAAGAAGAAGAAAGAGAUUUGAUGAGAAACAUCGAUGAGGUGCCAUGGGACAUAUCGCAAAGCGGUAGAAGGAAGCAGAAUUAUGGCCCGAAGACUAACUUUAAGAAGAAAAAAGUUGUUGUUGGUAAAUUCGAAGGUUUUCCAGCGUUCUCGAAAUAUUUGCAGGAGAGAUUUGGUAGUAUUGAUUUGCUGAAAGACUACUAUGUAAUUGAGCAAUGUUCUUUGGAAUAUGACCCGAGUAAGGGAGCUUCUAUUGAUCCUCAUAUAGAUGACUGCUGGAUAUGGGGUGAGAGGAUUAUCACAGUCAACUGUUUAUCUGACACAGCACUGACAAUGACCACAUUCAAGGGUGACCUGAAGAAAUAUAAUCUUAAUUGCGCUGAAGAAUAUGGCCCUGUGGUUGAUACUGAUGGCAGUAUACUAAAAGGCCACAAAGAGGACAAAUCAAUGUUGGAAGCAUGUAAAUCUUCACUCCCCAAUGAUAUUAUAAUUAGGAUACCAAUGCCAAGGAGGUCUCUAAUAAUUAUUUAUGGAGAAGCAAGAUACCACUGGGAACACAGCGUUCUUCGUGAGGACAUCACAACAAGGAGGGUGUGCAUUGCAUACAGAGAAUUUACCCCACCAUACCUAAACGGUGACCAGCAAGAAAUUGGCAAUACCAUCAGAAAAAUAGGGCAAAAUUUCUGGGACCACAAAGAUAAAAAAUAUGAUACCGUAGAACCUCAAAUACCUAAUGAUAAUAUGGGAGUAAUGGAUAUUAUUAAAUCUCCAGGAAUUUCCCCGUUGAUCGGGCAAAACAAAAAGGUUGAAAACCAAAUAGCCUAGAAUAGAACAUUCUGGAACUCUGAAAGUUAGUAUUUGUUACCACUAGACAAAUGACGGAAUUUUAGUUUUAGUUUAUAUUUAAUUUAUUUUGUAUAUUAGUAGUUAAAUUGAGGGCAUAUUUUGUCAUCUUGGACUAACCACUUGUCUUUGCAACAUGUCGUAGCUUAGCUACACAGUGCCUUUAGCUAGACGCCACUUUAGCGCUUGUCUACAGAGACACUGACAAGUGUCAAAAUUUACGU